UGCUGUAUACGACACCCUCACUUAUCAACCCUCUUUGCUGACUCUUACGGACGCUGCUGUGUUAUCGAGUAGGUCCCGAAGCGCAGGGUUGUCAUACGACGGAUUUCCGGCACGCAAAAACAAGGUCUAUGUAAGUUUAGAUCUCGAAGCAGGCGGGUCACCAACACAUAGAAUGCCGAAAGAUCUGCCAGUACGCGUUAAAACCCCUCCGUCGGUGCGGAUUCGUCGUGAGUCAGCUAGCUCAAAUCUGGCGACGCACCAGGUGAGACGUGAGGCAAACUCGGAACGAAGUUUGCAUUCGGUCAUCAAAAGUGUUAUGUUUGCCUUUGGCGACGUGAGAAACCCGCAGGAUAAUACAGCCGACACCGUCGAAAAAAUCCUCCAGGAUCAGAUGCAUCUCGCCUACAGGUUGGCCUGGGAGAACUGCCAGCAAAGAGGAACCUCCGUCGUCGAAGUACUCGACGUUGUGUUUUUAUACCGUAGGGACAUUCCUCUGCUCCAUCGGCUUUACAGACGGCUAUCUACCCGUAGCCAGGUCCGUCAACUACAGCAACAACUUGGUGCAAAAAUGGGAGCAUCUGAUGGGGAGAAAACCCUCCAGGAGCUUCGAUAUAGCUUCAGACUUAUCGAUGAUCCCCGACUUAAUGAGGUUCUUGAAGAGUCGUACAUUGACGCGAUAUCACAGGAACGGUUAUGGCGAAUGGAUGUCCGCACUCGCGGUAUGGAUCGCCAGGAGUAUCUGGAGUUUCACGCGGCUCGAGGGGUCUCAUUCGGGACGUCGGGACCUGCGCGACGUGCCUUCCUCGAGUGGCUCUCCCAGAAUGUUUUGUGGCAGUUAAGUCCCUCAGCCGGUGACGUUCUUGCAUUCAUUGCCUAUGAGAUCGUCGCCAAGCUAACUGAAAGCGCUGUAGCCAUCCGAGAUACCGCAAAAGCAAUUAAUGAGGAGGAACUGCAAGAAGUGGGACGAGGUCGCCGGUAUAAUCCUGACUUCGUCUCUAACAACCCUCUGUUUAGGGGAAAAUUCCGAGAAGAUCCUGUACCUUCGGGUCAACUGGUGGACGGUCCAGCCAUCCAGCCUAAAGACAUUUACGAGGCUCUUCGAAGACUGCAGGCGUUUCGUGAACCGCCGCUCUUCGCUCAUAACAAAGAAAUGGCUGACUGUUUAUGGCUUAUAUGAAGAUGUUCUUAAUGAACGACACCCGCUAAAUACCUGAGAUGGUCAAAUUAUUCAUUCAUUAACCGCUAAUGUUCUACUGGCUACAUGAACUAUACCUAAUAUUAUCUUGAAACGAAUUGUGUAUAUUUAAGGGCUGAAGCGUGAUUUUUUCUGAAGAUGAACCUGUCAUGCGCAGUUAUGAUGUAGCAGUGUCGAGAGUUCAAAUCGGUUAACGCAGCAAUGUAUCACCGUAUUUUUUAUCUUACAUGAAAACCUCUUUAAACCAAUAUACGGACGAACGUUCUUUGAGUUUUCUGAGUUCUUCGGAAUACAGAGAAGGGAUUGUGAAAAACAGUCUUGCUGCGGCCAGGUGACGGCGGCAGAAAUAUCAACGCAAGAAAUUUGUGAUCCCGAACUAGAUUAGCUCCGAUUGAAAUUAAUUGAUGUCACAGCGAACUAGUUCCUAGGAAAUGACAUUGUCCUGUACAACCUAUUCUUAACGCUAUCCACACCGAUGGACAACGUACAUAAUCCUGGCAGGACCCAAUUUUAGUCUUUGUCCCAGCGAAUACAAAGGAUUUGCGUCACGAUCACAUACCAGUUAAAUGUCCCUUCGAUUCUACGCACGCAUUGUAAGUCUUGGAUUCUGUAAAUGUCGAUUGUAAGCAGGGUAAACAAGCCAUAAUCCCGUAGAGAAUCAGCCAUCAAAGUCGUGUUGAGGAUUUGAUUAUUUCUACCGGGCACGCUCGUACCAGGUGCCGUGCUGGAGAACACUAACUUACUUUGUAUGAUCACCUGAUGUGUGUUUUUAAGCAUGAUAACACGCAGGCGAGCGAGAAUACCUCAGCUGCGCUUACGGCUGACGCGUCGACUGAGGUUCCACGAACGACAAAACUAAUAUCGCGAUGACACUGUGCAGAUAUGAUCUCCAAAUAAAGACGUCCCUCGCAGCCGUUUGACGGUAUAAUGGA
Molecule: messenger RNA, 2127 nt
Organism: Varroa destructor (honeybee mite)
Lineage: Eukaryota; Metazoa; Arthropoda; Arachnida; Mesostigmata; Varroidae
Product: glutamine synthetase 2, cytoplasmic-like
Biological process (GO): transcription by RNA polymerase II
Cellular component (GO): cytoplasm
Molecular function (GO): protein heterodimerization activity; transcription coactivator activity; glutamine synthetase activity
Source: RefSeq, a predicted model, not a curated record